Molecule: messenger RNA, 1323 nt
Organism: Paramuricea clavata
Lineage: Eukaryota; Metazoa; Cnidaria; Anthozoa; Malacalcyonacea; Plexauridae
Source: the annotation of a GenBank genome assembly
CCAAAGUGCCAUUUAUUGCCCUCACAGUAACUGCUCCACCUACCAUGUUGAAAAGACUGAAACAGAGUUUGUCUUUAAAAAGUGACUGCAAAAUUGUCUCUGCAAACCCCAAUCGAGCCAAUAUAUACCUUGAAAAAAAAUUACGAUUGAGUAACCAUCACUCAUAUGGAAGUUAUGACCAGAUCCUUGUACCCAUUGCAAACAACCUGGCUAUACAAAGAGAAAACUACCCAGUGACAAUUGUCUACUUGAAACUGAAAUAUUGUGGCUAUGCGUAUCGGUUAUUUGAGGGAAUAUUAAAAGACAAGCAGUAUUCAGGGAAUAUCAGUGAUCCGGUUGCAAGGUUGUUUGCCCAGUUUCAUGGUCCUCAAACAAAGCGUAUGAAGAAGGACAUAAUCCAUGAGAUAGGAAAAGAAAACUCAAGAAUAAGAGUGAUAUUUGCCACCUCAGCUCUUGGUAUGGGUGUUGAUGCACCUUAUGUUACCAGAAUUAUACACAUCACACCUCCUGCUACAGUUGAAUCUUAUGUGCAGGAAAUUGGGCGUGCUGGCAGAAUAGGACUGUUAUCCAGAGCAAUUCUGUAUUACAAUAACUCUGACAAUGCAAAUAAUAAGAAACAUGUCCAGGAUGAAAUGAAAACUUACUGUCAAUCGCAACAGAUAUGUCUUCGACAGCAAAUUUUGCAAUAUUUAGGAUUCUCCAAAGUGACACAAGAAAAAUGUUGUUCUGUAUGUGAGGGUGUUAGUGGCAAAGUUUUCAGCGAUGUGAAUGAAGACCAGAAACCUACCAAAAAGUUUAGAAUGCUUGCAAUUACUAACAGGGCCAUCUUGGAAGAAAAAAUUUAUUGUGAAGUUUUAAAUAAGAACCAAGUAAAAUCUGAAAUGCUUUCUAUCCCUUCCAUUGAAGUGGAUGUUGUAGACAAGAUGAUGGAAGGAAUUGAGUAUAUAGAGACAGAAUCAGACUUAUUACUAACAUAUGGCAUAUGGGACGAAGACAUAUCUUCUAAGAUAUUUGGUUUGAUAUCUACAUAUGCUCCACUUAUUUAAUUAUAAGUCUCAAUUGAAUCAGUGUGGUACUUAACAGUGUGAAUAGACUCUCUGAGAAAGCACAAGUUGUGAGAUUUUUAAUGUGUAAGUAGCCUUUUUCCUUCUAGGGGUGUAAGUGCAAUUAGCUGGUGGAUUGAAAUAGAAUGUGCUGUGCCAUGCUUUAAUAUUUAAGGUCUUUAAGGCCAUGUCAUGGGACAAAUUUUGCUGCAACUUGCAACACAAUUUUGUUUGUUCACAGAGAAAUUGAAUCUCGUUUUACUUUGCCGAUAUCCGUUUC